GAGAGUGGGCAGGAAACAGCGUGUCUGGGUAAAGGUGGGAUUCGGCCCUGAUUACUACCAGUGUAAAUGAAAAGUGACCCCUCCCCCACAUCACUGGAUGUAAGCAAGAGCAGAACCAAGCUCUAGAUAUGCAAAAUGGCUAUUUGAGCAGGUCGUUGGCCUCAGAAACUAAAUGUGAAAACAUUUACCAAGGCUUCUCUGACUGCAUCUUAAAACUGGGGGAAAACAUGGCCAGCUACGAGGAGGCAGCCGGGGAUGAUGUGCAGGGGCUGCACACUAUUUGCGGGUAUUGGGAUGAAUUUCACAUGUGCACCAUGACUGCUCUUUGGGAAUGCCAGAAGGAGGCAGCCAAUAUCUGGGAGACUCUGAAAAAGGAAUCUAGAAAAAUCAAAUUCCAAGGCAGCUUGUUUGAUCUCUGCAGUCCCAACAGCUCCCAUAGCUUCAGCGUGACAAAUGUUUCAAACUUUGUUGUCUUAAGCAUCCCUCUGAUAGUCACUUGGCUCAAUUUGUAAAUGGAGCCCUUGGUAAGUAUUGGAAUGAAGAGGUACUGUCAGUGACAUAAGAGUAGUUCUGAUCAGAAAUGUAGUAUUUCCAACCCUCCUUUGAGAAAUACGGCAUAUGGUGCUUGAUACACACUUGAUUUUAUUAUUCCAGGUCCAUGAGCCUCAGCAGCAUCUCCUUGGUUGCACUGUCUCUACAUAACUUACAUGAUUAAUCAAACUCAACACUUGCUAUAACUUGACAUUGUCCAGCUGCAAGUGCAUCCAUAGCUCCCACUGACAUGGUGUUAGUGUUGGAAGCUGUAGACUGUGGGCCAGAGCACUGAGGAGGAAAUUCAGGAUUAGUGCUAAACGCUAGCCUCUUUUGCACUCUUCUAUCUAUAGUCACAGGAAGUGCAUCUGUUUAUUCAGCUGCCUGUUUCUGCCAGACAAUUUCCCCACCUUUUUUCAUUGGUGAUGGGUAGGAGGAAGCAAUUACUGGUGGUGUUUUUGAAGUGCAGGGAGAAUGUACUGAACCUGUCAAAGGCAGGAAGCAUUCUUUGUCAUAUUGCUAGUAAAGUUCUCCCCAAGGGGAAGCCCCGCCUUGCAGAACAAUCUCGGACAUGUCUGUUUCUUGUAAGAUGCACCUUGCUGCCUAAAUGGGUCUUGUGUUAUGUGCAAAUCUUUUCCUAAGGAACCAAGAGGGAAAAACAUAAUGGCUGUGUCUAGACUGGCCAGUUUUUCCGGAAAAUCAGCCGCUUUUCUGGAAAAACUUGCCAGCUG
Messenger RNA from Pelodiscus sinensis (Chinese soft-shelled turtle), 1262 nucleotides. The record is from RefSeq and is a predicted model, not a curated record. NCBI's taxonomy places the organism in Eukaryota, Metazoa, Chordata, Testudines, Trionychidae.